AUGAACCCUAUCGCACUAUCAAUAAUCCUCUCAAGCCUAGCAUUAGGCACUAUCCUCACUGUAUCAAGCAAUCAUUGAUUCCUAGCCUGAAUAGGCCUAGAAAUCAAUACCCUAGCUAUCAUCCCACUGAUAGCCCAAAACCACCACCCACGAGCAGUUGAAGCCUCAACCAAAUACUUUCUAACUCAAGCUGCAGCCUCAGCUCUUCUCUUAUUCUCAGCUUUAAAUAAUGCUUGGUUCACUGGAGAAUGGUCAAUUAUAAACUUGACCAACUCAAUCUCAUGCACCACCAUAACCAUCGCCAUCUGCAUGAAACUCGGACUAGCACCAUUCCACUUCUGACUCCCAGAGGUCCUCCAAGGACUUAAUUUAACAACAGGUCUUAUCCUAUCUACCUGACAAAAACUUGCCCCAAUGGCCAUCCUCUACCAGAUCUCUCCAUCAAUAAACACCUCCCUUCUUCUUUUAAUUGGACUAACCUCAACAUUAAUCGGGGGGUGAGGUGGACUGAAUCAAACCCAACUCCGAAAGAUCCUAGCCUUCUCCUCCAUUGCCCACCUUGGAUGAAUAGCCUCUAUCCUCCCCAUCAUACCUCAACUGAUAAUCCUAAACCUAAUUAUUUACCUCAUCAUAACAUCGACCCUCUUCCUAACUCUAAAAACCAUCUCAUCCACUAAAAUUUCCACCCUAGCCACCUCAUGACCAAAAACUCCAACAACCACAGCCCUCACCCUAUUAACUCUUCUUUCCCUCGGAGGAUUACCCCCCUUAUCAGGAUUUAUACCAAAAUGACUUAUCCUUCAAGAACUCACUAACCAAAAUACCCCUAUCUUAGCUACCAUGCUCGCACUCUCAGCUCUUCUGAGCCUAUUCUUUUAUCUACGACUAUCUUACUCAAUUACCCUAACAUCUUCACCAAAUACCUCUAACUCCCCUUUAACCUGACGUCACAACUCUAAACAACCAACCACCCUUUUAUCCCUCAUAUUAAUCUCCUCAUUCUUCCUCCUACCAAUCUCGCCACUAAUAAUAUCCU
Xenopus tropicalis (tropical clawed frog) is the source of this 1036-nucleotide messenger RNA. NCBI's taxonomy places the organism in Eukaryota, Metazoa, Chordata, Amphibia, Anura, Pipidae. The record is from the annotation of a RefSeq genome assembly.